AACACUUAACCAUAGUUAAUUAUUUAAUAUCGAUUACUUUUAUGUUUAUCACAUGUGAUUGCUUCUUGAAAAAAAAUAAAAUCAUUUGAGCAGAUUUGAGAAUGACUGUGUUUCAUGACGAGGUAGAAAUUGAAGAUUUCGAGUAUGAUGAAGACGAGGAAAUGUAUUACUAUCCGUGUCCAUGCGGGGACAGAUUUCAAAUCAGUAAGGAGGAACUGAUGGCUGGAGAAGAAGUAGCAACAUGCCCUAGCUGUUCCCUUGUUGUCAAAGUUAUUUAUGAUUUGGAAAAAUUCAAAGCAGAAUCAGAGGAAAUGCAGAAAGACUCUGGUGAUAAAGAGGCUGUGAAAGCUUGAGAAAAUAACUGAAGGCCGCAAGGUCGGGAUUGAAUAAUUCAUGCUCAGGAUCUACAGCAAGUGACAUGGAACAGGGAGCUGUGAACCAAACCAAUAAAUGAUGCAUACUGAAACUAUGUUUAAUUGACUACUCAUUAAUAUUUCAUGACUAACUGUAAAAUUAAUCACAAUAACAUACCAUUUGAAUACAUAGUUCAGAGAUAGCUAAAUCAGAAAUCAGAAGUUCUUUAUGAUCAGUUUCUUUAGCUGCAAUUUUAUUAAAUUGCCUAGAGAAUUGGUUUUAAGUAUAUUAAUUCAUUGUGUCUUUUAAUUCUCACAAAAAUGGAGAUGGAAAUUGGAAUAUUAAACAAGUUAUGGAGCCUUUACAAUUUGUUACAGUAUGCGUCACGUAAAAAGAACGCUGGAUGAAAGUGAUGGGGUGUGUUUGCGCGUGGAUCGAGUUUUGCACGUAAGCUAUGUGCCCAUUAUUUUAUUUUUGAACUAGGCUAGCGAAUUGUGGCUUCGCAACUACCUAUUUGUUAUUCUUAUACCACCUCAUAACACCAAAUAGACCGAUAAAUCGCCAAUGCGCAGCUUAACCGUCAGCGUUAUUUUUACUUGACGCAACCUUAUCAGGAGUAUAAAUGAAAUACAAUACUUUCAAAA
Messenger RNA from Colias croceus (clouded yellow), 998 nucleotides. It is a transcript of the gene Dph3, whose product is annotated as DPH3 homolog. Gene Ontology annotation, molecular function: metal ion binding. Gene Ontology annotation, biological process: protein histidyl modification to diphthamide. The coding region runs from base 102 to 353 and encodes 83 amino acids. The transcript is spliced from 3 exons. NCBI's taxonomy places the organism in Eukaryota, Metazoa, Arthropoda, Insecta, Lepidoptera, Pieridae. The record is from RefSeq and is a predicted model, not a curated record.